UUCCCGUUCACCAGCUAGCCACUUUCCCUGCAUCAGCCCUGCAGCAAACCUUUGACAUCAUCCCAAAGUUCGCGGGGUCGAACGCGAUCUCUUGCAUGCACCAUCGUCAAGCGUGGUUUUUUCGCAGCUAGUCUGCAAUUAUUACUUCAUUAUCUCCAGCCUCUGCCAUUGUUGAAGCUGGGCUCUGUCGUUCUUUUUCCUUGAAGUUUCGACCUGUCCCACCUAUCUUUCUUUGUUCUUUCCUCGGCUGGCACCUUGACGACUUCCCAACGAACGACACUAUUACGCGACGCGACGCGACGAAACGAUGGACGAGGCACGAUACCGCGAGUUGAAAGAAAAGAUGGCAGCUUUGAAGAGCUUAUAUGCCAGUCGACACUAUUCACAAUGCGCCAAAUUUGGCGAACUGUUGUUGAGCGAAAUACAUGAUCAGACGCACCCUCUCCACCUGGCACAUCUGAACUUCUACACAGCACUUUCUCACGACACUCUGGCCCGAGAAGCAACACUAAAGAACCGCUGGAAGGAGCUCAGUCUGGCAGAACUGCACUACAACACCGCCAUCCUCGCUCUUUCCUCACUCCAAUCACCAACACAAUGCGAUCCCUGGUCCCCGAACUCAUCAAUAUCCGCCCUACCAUCUCCAUACUCGUGCCGACGCAGCUCCAUAUAUUCAAACAGGAGCGUAGCAUCCAGCGCCACAUCGCUCGGCGACGAAGAUGACUACCUAUACAUGUCACCAAAGAAACCCAUACCACAGGCCUCUGACGAGACCCUUCCCAGAACCAAAAGUCAUGCUGUAACGACAACAGCAACGCCCCGACCCCAAACACCCCAGCAGUUCUACUUCGCCGCCAACAUCGCAUCGUUCGUGCGCAUGAUCGAGGACCACCUCGCUGACGUGCGGGAGCAGAAGCAUAGGACGAGUGUGCCGACGGUGCGCUUUACAAUGCCGAGUCCGAGACCGUCGCCGACCAAAGCUAAAGCUGCGAGGCAUAGUCGGUCGAUCAGUGUCGAUGAAGUGGAAGACGACGAUGCUGCCGUGGAAGCUGCGAGGGAGAGUCGGAGGAAUAUCAAGUUUCGGCCACGCUUUGAUCCGAGCAGUGUGCAGACACUGUGUUGUGAGGCGCUUGCUGAGCUGGAGGACUGAACCUGCCAACAUGAGCUUGUGAGGACUGUGCAUUUGUUCUAUUUCGUUGCCCCGUUUUGAGAGGGAGAUGCUGUGGCUCUUCUGCUCUGUUCGCAUGUUGCGGAUCUACGUUUCUACGAUUGUUCAUCUUUGUGCCAUUUGCACGGUGAGCGUUUUUGCUGGCUGUUGACAACCAGUUUUCUCUUCACCACUUGUAUUAGUAUUCGUAAUGUAGCAUAGUUCGAGAAGUAUGACCAGACUGCAUAAGACAGCACAGAGAAUGUAGAAUCAAGACGUCCAAGAUUCAAUCGAU
Macroventuria anomochaeta is the source of this 1442-nucleotide messenger RNA. RefSeq lists its product as uncharacterized. The record is from RefSeq and is a predicted model, not a curated record. The transcript is spliced from 2 exons. Lineage: Eukaryota; Fungi; Ascomycota; Dothideomycetes; Pleosporales; Didymellaceae. The coding region runs from base 308 to 1150 and encodes 280 amino acids.